Molecule: messenger RNA, 807 nt
Organism: Marasmius oreades (fairy-ring Marasmius)
Lineage: Eukaryota; Fungi; Basidiomycota; Agaricomycetes; Agaricales; Marasmiaceae
Exons: 2
Coding region: 1-807 (268 amino acids)
Source: RefSeq, a predicted model, not a curated record
AUGACUACCUUCCGAGCCCCUUCGAUAGUGCAGGACACUGGACCUCUCCUUGCUGGUCAGGGACCCCCAUCUCUACCACCCCCUCUUGUACCUCGCCCUCGCAAACCUGGUGUUUGCCCAUCAUCUCACCUGCCCCUACGCCCUUCGCCAACUCAACCUCAGCCAGUUCUGGGGAAGAGUUCAGCUCACCAAUCGCCACCUUCGCCUUCGCUGGCUCAACCACCAGGAAGGAAUAUUUACACCCGUCAUUAUCGAUCUCACACUUUCCAACAAACUCCUUCCUCGAAGUUGCCGAAUGUGUCAAUGCGGCCAGCCUCGAAACACCACUACCAGAAAUGUGGUCCACCAAAGAUCACCGCAUCACGUCACCCAAAACCCAUAACAUACCACCAUCCCUCACCAUUUCGUGCCGAAUUUCGGGACCUCUCUCCUGGAGCACGAGCGAAGUUACGUGUGCCCCAAAUGUGUGUUCCUUGCCCUGGGGGCACCUUCCCGUUACGAAAUCCUGUUCCCUCAGCUCCUGUUCCUGUCAAAACCACCACUUCCCCUCGUUCGCCUACCAUUCCCCGUACGGUUCGGAAUCACCAGCAUCUACCAUUGCCCAAACAUGUACGAUUUCAACGCCGGGAAUCUUUGGAUGCUCAACGAACCCUUUCCUAUCAAUACACUCACCAGUGGAGGAUAGAUGCGAUAGAGAGGGUGGCUUUGUGUGUUCGAGAAUUCGAGGAGAUGAUAGAGAAUCAACGGCAAGAGUUCCAAGACUGGCUCACCCAAGCUCAAGUUUUACUUCAAACAUUACCAUUCUGA